Molecule: messenger RNA, 2295 nt
Organism: Moneuplotes crassus
Lineage: Eukaryota; Ciliophora; Spirotrichea; Euplotida; Euplotidae
Source: the annotation of a GenBank genome assembly
UGGAACUCAAAGAGACAAAGAAACAGUUAAAAAAGCUAGUCAUGAGACCUCUGACUGGAAAAGCCAGAGAGAUAAAAAAAUUCAGCUCAACCAGAAACUCCCUCCUAUGACUCAAAGGCAAAGAUGCAACUACAAGCAAACUCAAAUAAAAUUCAAACAAACGGCUCAACCCUCGAAUCUGGCAUCAACAGGUCAAUCCAGAACCUAAAAAUGCGGUCAAGUUUCACCUCUGGCUUCUGGAGCACCAAGCAUUCGAAGUAAUUUCCAAGAAAAGUCUCGAAAUGUCCUCCAAGCGCACAGAAGUUUCAAUGAGAAGCUUAAGAUGAUGACUCAGAAAGAUUUUAAAGCCUCCAUGAAGACCCCCACCAGCAAUACCCAAAAAGUUCAGGCUAAAGUAACGAAGAGAGUGGAGAAGGAAGGCAAGACUGAGAGCGAAGGAAGAGAGAGAGGGCCUGGAGGGAGGAAGAGGUCAGAGGAGGAGAGGAAAGGUGUGGAGAGUGUUAGUAGGUCGUUUUGAGAGGAGAAAGAGGAGGGAAAUGGGCAGGAAAGUGGAAGGUCAAUGGAGUGAGCACCUUUGUUGCUUGGGGAUACUAUUAGUGCUCAUAAUAAGGAUAAGAGGCUAUCGGUUAAGGGCCAGAAAUUUAAAUUCGGAGAGAAAAAGGCAUCUGUUAAGAAGAAAAUUAAAGUUUUUAAGCCUAAAAAGCCACUUUUCUCCACCAUUAAACUUACAAACGGGGUGAAAUAUAUAUGAAGAUUGAACAAUCAUUUAACUAAUGAAGAAAUUGUAAAUCAUUUGAGCUUCAGUGAAAAUUUGCGCAUAAAGCCAAACUCAUUUGUAAUGAGAAAGGCUCUUAAGAACCCACCUAUUUCGUCCAAAGAUGUAUGCAACAAAGUUGUCUACGAUUACGUUAGAAGAAAAGAUUAUAAAAAGAGUAAAAAGCCUAAGAAAGUAUCUAAAGGAGUUCACCAAUCCGAGCUGCAAAUGCUGAACGUUCUCUUGCCCAAGGAUAAACAAAAAAAAGCCCGUAAGACCAAUGACAUUAACGACAGGAAUAAAGAAAAUCCGACUAUCUCCCGUAAGGAACUAGGAGAGAGUAACUAUGAAGACUGGUUUGAGUGUAAAUAAGCAUGACCUUACUUCAACAAUUCCUAUAAAUUACGACCACAACGUCAAGAAUACCGCUAUCAGGCUAUUAUUAAAGCAACUAGGAAGCAUUAUCGAUGCCCUGGAUGUAGAAUAUGAAAACCUGUACACAGAGGUAGAUUAUCUUGAAGAACUCAAUAAUAUCGUUCAUAGCUAUACUACCAGUAUGGAACAAGCCAUAGAAAGUAGUAAAUAAAACCAAUUUUCAAACGACCAUUUUCAACGGGAAGGAAUUUGCCAAAUAAGGGCAUUACAAAAUCAGUAACUGCCAAGGAUGAGUAUAAAGACAAGCUGAAUAUCCAACUGAAGGUAAUUAUAGAGAAGAAGUAUCUCAUCUCUACUCAUAUUGAGAAAGCAAUGAUCCUCUUCGACAUUGUCAAGAAAAAGAAAAUCCUUGCAGAGUCAGACACAGAUAUCAAAAUCUCCAAGAAUAUUUAUGGUAUCACUAAAUCAGUUGUCAAGCAGAUGGCUGAAGAGUUUCAAUUUGUAGAAAGAGAGAUGAAUAAGAUAGUUGAUGAAAUUCUUGAAUCAAAUAUGCCUUCAAAACCCUAACCCAUUGCUUGGUUGGCAUGAGGUUCAAAAUGAUCAUCACGAGCAUGAGAAAGUAAAUACUUCAACUAAAAAGAGGAAAAUCCGGAGGAUAUUCGAUGUUUCCAGAAAUUUAACACAGAAAUUAGAUGUGAUGAAGAGUAGAAAUAAAUCAGCUUUGAAAUCAAUGAGUAAUUCUCCUUUGAAGUCUAAAUCGAAUCUUUCAACAAGGUUUUCUACGUUUACAGAUAAAAAGGUGCUCUUGCAGCUUUCCAAAAUAUCAAUAGAUUCACAGAAUAAAAUUAUCAAUGACCAGGUGAUCCAGAGAGCGAUACAAGAGACAGACUGAGAUCUUAAAUUCACAGCCAAAAGUAACAGAUUUAUGGAAGAAAAGGAGAAGAUUCUGAAUUCCAACACCAUAAUUCUUCAUUAUGUGGCGAAAUCUCUCUCCUUGUUGGGGAGAAAAAUCAGACAGUCGAUUCAAAACCAGAAGAAAAAGGUGAAUUUCUUUGAUGAAUCAGUGCCUAUGCCCGUCUCAAUGAGGCCCCAUAUUAUUAUCGAGAAUUAUGAACUCUCUAAGAGGGAUAGAUCACCCAUGAGAUAAUCAAUUUCAAUCAUAAUUA